Messenger RNA from Paramuricea clavata, 843 nucleotides. NCBI's taxonomy places the organism in Eukaryota, Metazoa, Cnidaria, Anthozoa, Malacalcyonacea, Plexauridae. The record is from the annotation of a GenBank genome assembly.
AUGUGCCAUUUCGUCGAGUAUGGUGGGCACAGGACGUUGCUCCUUGUCAUUCGUGCAAUUAAUGGUGGAAUGGUUCUUCGAAGUUAUAUAGAAACUUACAAGGAUCUAUCUCUAGAGCGGGUACGAAAAAUCCUUCGAAACUAUUAUGAUGUAAAAAAUGCAACUGAGCUAUAUCAAAGUCUUGCAUCAAUAUGUCAAGGGUCAAAAGAAACACCACAAGAAUUCCUUAUGCGUGCCUUGGAUUUACGCCAGAAAAUCCUGUUUUCAAGCACUCAAGAUCAAAGUGAGGACACUUUGGUUUAUGAAAAUGAUCAUAUUCAAAAGCUGUUUCUACGUACUGUUGAAACUGGCCUUCAAGAUGAAAAUGUUAGAAUAAGGGUUAGGGGGUACCUCAGAAACCCCACAAUAUCAGAUGAGGAGCUUAUUUUGCAAGUAAAUAAUGCAGUGUCGACAGAAAAUGAACGGGUAAGAAAACUAAGAAACCAGAACCUCCCAAAGUCUGCCCAGGUUUCCCAGGUAGCAGAGAAAGCUGAGUCCCAAGAUAAAAUUCUAAAGACUCUGGAAGCACUGAAAGUUGAAGUGGCACAAGUUAAGAGUCAGUUGAAGGAUAUCAACCAAGAAACUGAACAAGCUCGAUUACCAAAUUCGCCUGCGCCAGUAGACACUAGAAACCAGAGAAGAAAUACGCCGCCAAAAUGCUUGCAGUGCCAAACUAGUGGAAAUGACAAAUGCUCUCAUUGUUUCAUUUGUGGAAGUGACAAUCAUUUUGCAAUUGAAUGUCGACAGAAUCGUGGAAAGAAUGCUUUAAACUCCAGGAGGCUGCCUCUCCGGGGCCAGAAGUAG